CGGUGGGCAAUUGCAACGUGUCCAAUUGUACUGUGCGCAAUUGAAGACCUCUCAUUACACACGAGCACGAGCUCUUUAUGCUAGAUGGUUGUGACGCCAAGCUAAUGGCAGACAAUACGGCAUUACGUAUAGGGCCCUGUUCGUCGAGAAUUUCAACGACUCAAUAAACAAUUCCAUGAUCAGGAGCAAAUGAUUCUUGCAGUUGCUGGCCAUCGUAGAGCAAGCCGUCCUUGUGUGUCUUGGAGAAUUGAGGAACGUGUGAUUGCUCUAGCUCGAAGUUAUCCUGUCAUGGGAUCACGCAUAGGCGCGCGAGUAGGGGUUGAUCAUAAAACAGUCUUGCGUAUUCUCCGUGAGGAAGGCCUACGACAUUUGAGUGACCAAUCAAAACAAAGAAUUUUACACAAAGCUUUAGAUUUGUGUUAAUUGUUUUUUAAUGUAGGGUUACUUGUAUAGUUUGCGUCUUUUGAUUUUUACGACUUUAUCAGAGUGUGCAGAAGUUACAUAAAAACGUGUUACCAUCAAAGAUUGAGGUCGUUUACUUGAAAAGUAAGUAUAAUUAAUUAUUACCUUUCACUAUUAAAUAUAUAGAAAUGUUAAAUGUAUUUAUUAUUAUAAUUACAUACAUAUUUCCAUCUGCAUAAUAGGUUUGAUUUACUUAUGAAAACUUGUAAAUAUAUCAAACAUUGAAUUGAUGUCUUGUUGAUCAACAUUUCUCAUUGAGAAAAGUAAUAAAUUACAUUACUUUUAAUAUAUACAUAUGUAAUAUUUACAAUUUUUUACAAUUUAACCAAACCUAUUGUGCAAGGUAAGAAAUGUAUGUACUGCGUUACUAAUAAAUACUAAUUGUUCUUACAUUGACUUAAUAUAUAAAAUGUAUAAUUUUCAGUAUUAAAUUCGAUUUCUGGGUAUUGAUCAUGUAAUUUUUCCUCUAGGGCGAAAACGUGAAAAGUGAAAAAUUUCAAGUUACUGUCUCUUUCUAUUCAACACAAUAGAAAGAGAUAGUUACAUGAAACUUUUCAUUUUUCAUGUUUUCGUCCUAGAGGAAAAAUUACAUGAUCGAUACCCUGUAAAAGCAAUAGAUAUUAAAAUUAUUAAAAUAAUAUUAACAUACAAUGUACCGUUUAACAACAUAUAUCUAGAGAAAAUAUCUAGAUCACAUAAGUUACCUCUAUAGUUAGUAAUUUGCUUUCUAAGAUUGUGUUCCGAAAUUCACUGUCAGUACUGAAAAUCUAUAGUUUGUAUUAUGUAUAUUAUAUAUUUUCAGUACUGGCAGUGAAUAUCGGAACACAACCUUACUCUAGCUUAAAAUAAUUGACAUCUUGCAUAUAUGUAUAAAAGUGAGGUAGAUAUCUAUUUCUUUUAUAUUUUAUCUUAUGUAAGAUAUUAACUGCUAACAAUAAGAUAAAGAUAGAAAAACAAUUGUCACUUUGUUUUAAAAUGCCAACAUCCAUGCUAUUAAAACAAAUGCUUGAUCUAGACAUAUGUACAUAACGUAUCAUUGUUAGCAGUUAAUAUUUUACAUAAGCUAAAAUGUGAAAGAUGUAUAUCUGUCUCACUUUUAUAUAUGCAAGAUGUCAACUACUUUAAACUAGAGUAAGAAAGCAAACUGUUAACUAGGGGUAACUUAUUUAAUCUAGAUAUUCUAGAUAUAUGUUGUUAAUAAAUGGUAUGUGUCAUUUAUUGUCAUUUUGUAAAUAUACAACAUUUUUGUGUAGUGUCCUCAAAAAAGAAGUCAAGUUUUGUAUGGAAAUAUUUCAUACGAAUGGAUACUGGUGGAAAAUGUAAAAUAUGCCAUGUAUUUGUCAAAAGUAGCGGAAAUACAAGAAAUUUAAAGUAUCAUCUGCAAAGGAUCGAAGCAUUCUUUACGAAUAGCCUAGAUGCAGAUGUGAAUGUAGACAUACCUAAUCAGCAGUGUGACAUAAUCACCAUAUCACCGUCUCAAUCCGCAAUACCGGCAUCAAACUCCAUAUCCUGCAGCUCGUCUACUAAUCAAAUGAUAACAAUGCCUAUUUCAAGUAAAUUUGAAGGCGAAACUUCGAGAAAAAAACGAUUAGUGCAACCAGAUAUUGGCACAGCGAUACAUGGUGGUGCAAACGCAGGUAAAAUCACUAACAGCAUACUAUUUAUGAUAGCAAAAGAUAAUCUUCCUUUCGCAACAGUGGAAAAAGAGGGCUUUCGAAAUUUGAUGCAUACUAUAAUACCAUUGUACAAAAUACCAAGUAGAAAAACUAUAACGACUCUUAUAGAAGAGAAAUACAUGAUGUUAUCCACAAUAAUAAAAGAGAGAUUAUCAUUAAUAGAGAAUAUUACUCUAACCGCAGACGUGUGGACUGAUACAUUGAAUACAAAAAGUUAUUUAGGUGUGACCGGACAUUACGCUUGGGAAGAUACUAUGAAAUCCGUUACAAUUAGUGUAACAGAAUUGACACAACGACAUACUGCUGAAUAUUUAGGAAAAUGGCUUUUUAAAAUAUGUAAUGAGUGGGGAAUAAAAACAGACACUAUUACAGUAAUUGUAACGGACAAUGGUGCAAACAUUGUCAAAGCUGCACUGAGAAAAAUGGUUUUAUUAUAAUAAUAAAACGGUUCUGGUUGAGCGUAUUUUUAUUAAACGAAACAGAAUUUCUGGUUAUCAUAACAAGAUUUUACAGCUUAUAACUACACCGUUUGGUUAACUGUACUAUAAGGAUUUGAUUAAGUGUUUUCUUGUUGGAUCUACAAAACUUCUUGUUGAAUCUACAAAAUAAUACAAAACUUCUUGUUAUAUUUACAAAAAUAGCGAUAAUGCUGGCGCCUUCGUUCUUGCAGUGCAAGUCGGUGCAUGCCAAUCUCGCGCAAACCAACGCGGUAUCGAUGCGAUACUAAUAUCACGCGGUACCCAUAAGGUAGCUACAUGCUUUAUAUUUGUUUCGUGUAUCUUACAAUCGUGUAUUUACAUUAUUCUAUUCAACGGCAUGGCGGACGAAAAAACGUCUUCUCUUCUGCGCGAAUGGAAUUUCGACAGCUAUAUAGAGAUUUUUAGAGGUUAGUAAAAUAUAUAUAAAAUAUAUGCAGUGUACUUUAAACCAAGAUAUAUUGUUAUUAUUUUAAAAACUCUAUCCGAACUCGUUUUUUAACCAAAAAAUUGUGUUAACCUAAUAAAACAAUAUAAUAAGAUUAACAAGAAAUUUUUGUAGAGUUUUGUAACCCUAACAAAACGAUGUAGUAAGAUUAACAAGAAAUAUUGGUAGAUUUUUGUAAACCUAACAAAACGAUGUAGUAAGAUUAACAAGAAAUUCUGAUAGAUUUAAACAGUAUGGAAUUAACCAGAAUCCUCUGGUAAUUUCAACUACAAAAUUUGUAUCGUCCAUUUUCGAACAAACGGACAGGUUGAAUCAACCAGAAUUUCUCAUAAAACAACAAAACUUUUUUUCCAGUGUGUUACUCAAAAUUUUGGAUCUGGAAAACACUUAACAUGUUUUGCACACACUCUCAAUCUAGUUGCAAUGCAAAUUAUCGAUGGUAGCGAAGAAAUUAAAACUUUAUGUGAGAAGGUAAAAACAUUAGUCACCUUUUUUAAACAAUCCGUAGCUGCUGCUAAUGAAUUAAAGAAAUUUGAAGAUUUGAAAUUGAUACAGAGCGUCGCAACUAGAUGGAACUCAACAUAUUAUAUGCUAAAGCGUUUUAUAACAUUGUCAGAGCGAAUAGGUUCGAUUUUAUUAAAAUAUCCCAAAGCUCUAUGUAUGUUAUCUGCAUCAGAUUUACAAUUAGCGAGAGAAAUCGUUUUAGUAUUAAGACCGCUUGAAAUUGCAACAAAAGAAAUAUGCGGUGAAACAUAUAUAUGUAACUGCGAGUAAAGUCAUCCCUCUAAUUAAUUGCUUAAAUAAUAAUAUAAAAGCUCUAGAUGCAAUAUUAAUAACAAAUGCUUUUAUAAGUUUAAAAGAAAGCCUUGUAAAUAAUUUAAUGAAUGGCUUUAAUCAAGUUGAAUUUAUCACUUUAUUAGCAAUCGCGACAAUUCUUAAUCCGCGGUUUAAACGAUUGCACUUUAACAAUAUAUUAGUCUGUUCUCAAGCACUUCAUGAGAUUUCCACAAUGAUGAAACCACAGAUAAUCAUGGAAAA
Molecule: messenger RNA, 4100 nt
Organism: Monomorium pharaonis (pharaoh ant)
Lineage: Eukaryota; Metazoa; Arthropoda; Insecta; Hymenoptera; Formicidae
Exons: 3
Coding region: 1664-2575 (303 amino acids)
Molecular function (GO): DNA binding
Source: RefSeq, a predicted model, not a curated record